AUGUUUAUAUUGCAAAGAGUGUCCAUAGAUGAACUCUCACAGAAAAUAACCGAAGAAACAGAGAAACAAGAAGUAAGAAAAGAAAAUGUUCUUAAAUGGGGAGAUACAAUAGAUAUGGCCACUGCCCUUGCCCCAUCCAUUGGUACAAGAAUUGGAUAG
Messenger RNA from Nematocida parisii ERTm1, 159 nucleotides. RefSeq lists its product as uncharacterized. The record is from RefSeq and is a predicted model, not a curated record. The transcript has a single exon. Bases 1 to 159 code for a protein of 52 amino acids. NCBI's taxonomy places the organism in Eukaryota, Fungi, Microsporidia.